Messenger RNA from Vigna radiata var. radiata (mung bean), 2036 nucleotides. Its product is annotated as laccase-14-like. Gene Ontology annotation, molecular function: hydroquinone:oxygen oxidoreductase activity; copper ion binding. The record is from RefSeq and is a predicted model, not a curated record. Gene Ontology annotation, cellular component: apoplast. The transcript has 7 exons. Gene Ontology annotation, biological process: lignin catabolic process. Bases 62 to 1759 code for a protein of 565 amino acids. Lineage: Eukaryota; Viridiplantae; Streptophyta; Magnoliopsida; Fabales; Fabaceae.
GUCUACAUGAAAACCAAAUAAGUAAGAUAGCACUUAUCAUCUUGCAGUUGCUUCCAGUAAAAUGAUCAUCUCACAGAAUCAUAGUGUCCUACUUCUUAUUUUGACUUUUCUGGUUAUCUCCAAGAGCCAAGGCAACGUUCAUUAUUAUGAUUUUGUUCUGAAGGAAAAGAAUUUCACGAGAUUGGGCAGCACAAAAAGCAUACUGACAGUAAAUGAUAGUUUUCCAGGACCAACCAUUCGUGUUCACGGAGAUACAGCUUUUGUCACUGUCCAUAAUCAAGGAAGAUAUGGGGUCACUAUUCACUGGCAUGGUGUGAGGCAACCAAGGGAUCCUUGGUCAGAUGGACCUGAGAACAUAACACAGUGCCCUAUUCCACCAGGAACAAGUUUCACUCAGAAGGUGGCCUUUACAUUGGAAGAAGGAACUCUUUGGUGGCAUGCACACAGUAGUUGGACACGUGCCACUGUCCAUGGGGCCAUUGUCAUUUUACCAGCAUAUGGAAUAUAUCCUUUUCCUGAACCUGCUGGACAACACAUUCUUAUCAUUGGUGAGUGGUACAAAGGAGAUGUGAUGCAAAUUGCAAAUGUAGCCGGGGCAACUGGUGCAAGGCCCAGUGCAUCAGAUGCUUACACAAUCAAUGGCCAACCUGGUGACUUCUACAAUUUCUCAAAAGAGAACACCCAUCGCUUUUUAGUUGAUCAUGGAAAGACAUAUCUUUUCCGCAUAAUAAAUGCAGCAAUGAACGAAGAGAUGUUCUUUGGGGUUGCUAAUCACAGCCUUAUACUUGUAGGCAUUGAUGGUUCCUACACAAAGCCCUUCAACACCAGUUUCAUCAUGAUAACCCCAGGACAAACAAUGGAUGUGUUGGUCUCAACAAACCAGCCAAAGGGUCUUUAUUACAUUGCUGCUAGUCCUUUCUCUGAUGGCAAUAAUAGGGAUGAGAAUUCUCCAACAACAGCUAUUCUUGAGUACAGUGAGAAUUUUAAACCAUCACCAUCAUCCAUUCCCAUGCCUGUGCUUCAUACAGUGAAUGACUCAGGAACAGUAUUCAAUUUUACGAGGAGCUUGAGGGGUUUGGCAAGCCAAGAUCACCCUGCUAAUGUGCCAUUAAAUGUGACAAGAAGAAUUUAUAUGACAGUAUCCUUGAAUGAACUACCUUGUCAAAACCCAAAUGGAACUUGUUUGGGACCUAACGGAAAUAGAUCAGCUUCAAGCUUAAACAAUAUAAGUUUUCAGAUCCCACAGAUUGAUAUUCUACAGGCAUACUACUGGAACAUAUCAGGAGUUUUCAGUGAAGACUUUCCGGAUCAACCACCUUUCUUUUACAACUUCACAGGAGAUACAGGAAGCAAUACAUUGAUCCCAAGCACAGGAACAAGGGUGCUAAUGUUUGACUAUAAUGAGGUUGUUGAACUUGUGUGGCAGGGAACCAGUGUUGUCGCUGCAGUGAGUCAUGCCAUGCACCUUCAUGGUUUUAGCUUCUUUGUUGUGGGUGUGGGAAAAGGAAAUUUCAACAACGUGACAGACCCAAAAUCUUACAAUUUAAUUGAUCCACCAGAAAUUAAUACCGUUUGUCUUCCUGAGAAUGGAUGGCUUGCAAUGAGAUUUGUUGCGAAUAAUCCUGGUGUUUGGUACAUGCACUGUCAUCUUGAGAGGCACGCUAGUUCGGGUAUGGAUACUGUGCUCAUAGUAAGAGAUGGAUAUACCACGCAAACAAGUAUGGUUCCACCACCUAAAUACAUGCCACCUUGUUCUUAAUGAAAAGGAUGUAAAUCUCAAAUCACCAUUUAAAGUAAAUUCAAACUUUGUAGAAAUGUUUCUCUGUCAAUGAUGUUUUUUCUCUUUUCCAUUUGCUAGCAUGUCUUGUGAACAGUUAUAAUUGGGAAACUCUUUGUUAACCCAAUUUAUGGUUUGUUCUUUAUUUUUAAUUUAUCUACUUAGUAUCACAUCAUAUAUAAAACCUUACAAAACCAUCACAGUCAAGUGAAGUCAACUCUAGUUACCAGAUUGUAAUUUUGUACUCUAUUGGAAUAAU